GUUGAAGUUGUCAGGAUAAUGUGCCUGCCAGCCCUCUAUUAUGUUUAACCACCUGCAGUGAUUAAUUGUGGGGGGGGUUGAAACUCAGCGGCCCAUGGGAACAUGGAGCUGUAAGCAGAUACACACUCACAGCGCCUUGAAGUGAGUGUGAGCCUCUCCGCCUCUCCGCCCGCCUCCCCAGGAAUGUGGAAUGCACCUGAACUGGAUCCUACGAGGAAGGAUGACUGUUGAAAGUCGCCAAACCACCUGUUCCGGGACAGAAGUUUCCUUAGCAGGUUCGAGAAAAAUCAUUAUCCAUUCAUUCUGCUAAUCCCCGUCAACUGUGUGGCGCAGUUCACCGAACAGCGGCUCGUAGAUCUGGACAAACAUGGAUGAGUGCUGCCUGCCUGCUGAGGCAAAGGAGAGACGCCGGGUACACAAAGAGAUAGAGAAACAACUGCGUCGUGAUAAACAUGACUCUCGCCGGGAGCUGAAGCUGCUGCUUUUAGGGACUGGUGAAAGUGGGAAGAGCACUUUCAUCAAACAGAUGAGGAUCAUCCAUGGCAGCGGAUACAGUGACGCCGACAAGAAGGGUUUCACUCGGCUAGUGUUUCAGAACAUCUUCACCGCCAUCCAGGCACUGAUCCAAGCCAUGAAGACUCUACCGAUCGACUACAUCGAUGACCAGAACAUUCGCCAUGCACAGAAGCUGAGUCAGGUGGAGGUAGAGCAGGUGUCCACUUUGGAGGCUUGGCAGGCGGACGCCAUUAGGCGAGUGUGGAAUGACCACGGUGUUCAAAGGUGCUACGACCGCAGGAGGGAAUUCCAGUUAUCCGACUCUGCCAAAUACUACCUGAGCGACUUGGACAGAAUCUCAUCCCCGUCAUACCUCCCAACCCUGCAGGACAUCUUGAGGGUCAGGGUCCCCACCACAGGGAUCAUAGAGUACCCCUUUAACCUUUCUAAAGUUAUCUUCAGGAUGGUGGAUGUGGGUGGCCAGCGUUCAGAGAGGAAGAAAUGGAUCCACUGUUUUGAGAACGUCACUUCCAUCAUCUUCCUGGCGGCCCUCAGCGAGUACGAUCAAGUCCUCUACGAGAGCGAGAAUGAUAAUCGACUGAAGGAGAGCCUCGCCUUGUUCAAGACCAUCCUGACGUACAAUUGGUUCCAGGAGACCUCCACCAUCCUCUUCUUGAACAAAACAGACUUGCUCGAGGAGAAAAUCACACACUCUCAUUUGGCAACCUACUUUCCGGCCUUUACUGGGCCUCAGCGUGAUGCUACAGCUGCAAAAAAGUUCAUCUUGCAAAUGUUCGUGGAGAGGCACACUGGGCAUGCCAGACCCCUUUACAAACACUACACCUGUGCCACGGACACCGAGAACAUCCGGGUCGUCUACAAAGCCGUCGAAGACACGAUCUUCAGAGAGAACAUGGAAUUCAUCAACCUCCUAUAAGGAGGUUGCAGAACAAAGUGAUGGUUUCACCUCAACAGUCACAUGUUGUAACACUUUUAUGGACAUUUAUAUCUGUUAUGUGCUGCUGGUAGCUGCAACUUGUUGAAAGUCAUCAAAGAGAGGCAAUGAGACAGCAGUGUCAGGUAAGGGACAUUUAUCUCAGCACUGUAAGACACAGGCUUAUUAGAGGUUAGGAAGCAUAUUUGUUAUUGCUGCAGGAGAGAAAUCCACAACAGCAAUGACAGUUAAUUGUACAGAGUGGUUAUGCAACUGCUGUUUGAUAGACAGUCAGGAAAUGGUAUGAAACUGGUUAGACAAUGGCUAUCUACUUAGAAUGCAACCCUCCCUGACUUACAGCUCUGGGAGGAGGAAGUUAGCCUGGGGGGGAACUACCGUGCCUUAAUUUCGGCUGAUGUUUUUACCUUUUUUUUCCUUACGUAGCCUAUAACUUUAAAGCAACUACAAGGGACUUUUAUUUUCUGUUCAUUUUGGCCCCCCCUGUGGACAAAAGUGGUAGUACUUCCAGGAGCCUCCAUGGAAGCCAGCAAAAGAAAGACACAUUUUUUUUUAAUGUUUAUCGCAUUUAAACAGAUGUUUAUAUGCAGGAUUAAUACCUGCAAUAUGAUUAAUUCAUAUAUUAAUGUAAAACCACUCUAUGCAAUAUAUUUCAAUAAUUAUAUGGACAUAUUACAUGCCAGGAUUGGUUUUGAAUCCUUUCAAAUCCCGCAAUUCCCUUCAGUGGCUGAAUGAGCAUUCAUUUCCCUGGUGUUUUAGCCCAAGCUCAAACAGACCCCUUUUAAGUUUUUUUUGUUCCUCAAUCAACUUUUUUUUCUUUCUAUUUUUUUCAAAAUAUAACAUUAGAAAUAAGAUCUGAAAACUGACAAUUCUCCCCAUGUUUCCAUACAACUCACUGCCAAACUUUGCCAUGGAAAGUAUAAACAGUAGUUCUUUCAAACAAAUCAUUCAUAAAUGAACCAAACUGAAUCACUUCCUGAAAACUUCAGUUGAGCUCUCAGAACUCCCAUUCAGUGUCUCUCUCUUUUGGCCGCAAGUGUCAAGUAGCGUGAGCACGAAGUUGGAGCUCCCUCUGCUGUUCUCACCAAUGGUAAACUGCACUGUAUGUGCUGUAAAUUGUUUCUUUAGAUAUUUGCGAAUAUCAGACUGCGGCAGCUGUUGAAAAUAACCAUUUAGCCAGCCUCUUCUGAUAUUUUUAUUUGCUUAUUUACAAACCCCAAUUUAAAAACGCUGCUUAAAAUGUAAAAUUACAACAGAAUUAAUCAUAUUCAGUGUGUGUAUUUAGAUAAACAAAGGUUUAUCUGUUUGAACAGAAAAUAAACGGUGUAGUUUUCAAUUAUGUCACAGCGGAUAUGCAAAUGAGCAGGUUCUGUCUUAUGAGAUUGUUUCAUUACCAGUUAAAAACUCCUUUUAGCUGCUUUAAUUAUAGAUAUUAAAAACAUGUAUACAUUGUGUAUAUAAAUGACCUGACUUCUGCGCUUUUCCUUAUCUUUUGUCACUUUGCACAGAACUUUUUUUAAUUGAAAUAAAAAAUAUG
Molecule: messenger RNA, 2984 nt
Organism: Centropristis striata (black sea bass)
Lineage: Eukaryota; Metazoa; Chordata; Actinopteri; Perciformes; Serranidae
Product: guanine nucleotide-binding protein G(q) subunit alpha-like
Exons: 7
Coding region: 368-1432 (354 amino acids)
Biological process (GO): action potential; phospholipase C-activating dopamine receptor signaling pathway; adenylate cyclase-modulating G protein-coupled receptor signaling pathway
Cellular component (GO): heterotrimeric G-protein complex
Molecular function (GO): GTPase activity; guanyl nucleotide binding; GTPase activator activity
Source: RefSeq, a predicted model, not a curated record